Molecule: messenger RNA, 2770 nt
Organism: Sorghum bicolor (sorghum)
Lineage: Eukaryota; Viridiplantae; Streptophyta; Magnoliopsida; Poales; Poaceae
Product: protein SCARECROW
Exons: 2
Coding region: 286-2421 (711 amino acids)
Biological process (GO): maintenance of protein location in nucleus; radial pattern formation; asymmetric cell division
Cellular component (GO): nucleus
Molecular function (GO): DNA-binding transcription factor activity; sequence-specific DNA binding
Source: RefSeq, a predicted model, not a curated record
CAGCCUCUCCUAACCACUUGUGCUUACGCCCUUGUUCGUCUCCCGGCGGCGUCUUCCUCUUUACUCCCGGUCUCCCUCCCUCCCUCGUCGCCGUCCGUCCAUCCAUCCGCUCCGCUCACCCCUACUCACUCCACUGACUGCACUGCACUGCACUGACUGGGGGUGUGCGGUGCAUCAGCCAUCAGCGGCGCCAGCCGCCAAAACACACAAACUGCUCCCCCGCCCGCGCUGGCGCUGGGUCGCCCGAUCGCCAUGCGCGCGGCGGCUUCCUGUUGGCGUUUCUAGAUGGGCUCCUCCUCGCUCCUCCUCUUCCCCUCGUCCUCCUCCGCCGCAUCCACCGCCCCCCACGCCUUUCCCCACUCUCAUGCCACCGCCACCGCCUCCACCUCCACCUCCACCUCCUUAUUGCCGCCGCUGCCUUCCCCCCACCACCUCCCCCUUCCUCCUCCGUCCUCUUCCUCCCAGUCCCAAGACCACUUCCUCCUCCACUACCUCCACCAGCUAGACCGCCAAGAAGCCGCCGCCGCCGCAGCCAUGGUUCGCAAGCGCCCCGCGCAAGACAUGGACCUCCCGCCGCCGCGCCGCCACGUCACGGGUGACCUCUCCGACGUCACGGCCGCCGCCGCCGGUAGUGGUGGUGCCCCGCCUUCCUCCGCCAGCGCGCAGCUGCCCGCGCUGCCCACUCAGCUCCACCAGCUUCCCCCCGCGUUCCAGCACCACGCCGCGGAGGUGGGCGUCCCCGUGCCCGCGCCUCCGCCCCCGCCCCCGAACCCGGCCGCCCAUGCGCAGGCGGGCGGCGAGGCGGCGGCGUCCACGACCGCGUGGGUGGACGGCAUCAUCCGCGACAUCAUCGGGAGCAGCGGCGGUGCAGCCGUCUCCAUCACGCAGCUUAUCCACAACGUCCGCGAGAUCAUCCACCCCUGCAACCCCGGCCUCGCGUCGCUCCUGGAGCUCCGCCUCCGCUCCCUCCUCGCCGCCGACCCCGCCCCACUGCCGCCGCCUCCUCCUCAGCCUUCGCAGCAGCAUGCUCUCCUGCACGGCGUCGGCGCUCCGGCCGCCGCCGCGGGGCUGACGCUCCCUCCCCCUCCACCGCUUCAAGACAAGCGCCGCCACGAGCCGCCGCCUCCUCCUCCUCCUCCGCAGCAGCAACAGCAGGAGGAGCCGCAUCCGGCGUCGCAGUCGCCCAAGGCCCCGACCGCGGAGGAGACCGCCGCUGCAGCAGCCGCCGCCGCCGCCGCAGCUGCCGCGGCCGCGAAGGAGCGGAAGGAGGAGCAGCGGCGGAAGCAGCGCGACGAGGAAGGUCUCCACCUGCUGACGCUGCUGCUGCAGUGCGCGGAGGCCGUGAACGCGGACAACCUCGACGACGCGCACCAGACGCUGCUGGAGAUCGCGGAGCUAGCCACGCCGUUCGGCACCUCGACGCAGCGCGUGGCCGCCUACUUCGCGGAGGCCAUGUCGGCGCGCCUCGUCAGCUCGUGCCUGGGCCUGUACGCGCCGCUGCCGCCGGGGACCCCCGCCGCGGCGCGGCUCCACGGCCGCGUCGCCGCCGCGUUCCAGGUGUUCAACGGCAUCAGCCCCUUCGUCAAGUUCUCACACUUCACCGCCAACCAGGCCAUCCAGGAGGCGUUCGAGCGGGAGGAGCGCGUGCACAUCAUCGACCUCGACAUCAUGCAGGGGCUGCAGUGGCCGGGACUCUUCCACAUCCUCGCCUCCCGCCCCGGCGGCCCGCCCAGGGUGAGGCUCACCGGGCUAGGCGCGUCCAUGGAGGCGCUCGAGGCCACGGGGAAGCGCCUCUCCGACUUCGCCGACACGCUCGGCCUGCCCUUCGAGUUCUGCGCCGUCGCCGAGAAGGCCGGCAAUGUUGACCCGGAGAAGCUCGGCGUCACGCGGCGGGAGGCCGUCGCCGUCCACUGGCUCCACCACUCGCUCUACGACGUCACCGGCUCCGACUCCAACACGCUCUGGCUCAUCCAAAGGCUGGCCCCCAAGGUGGUGACAAUGGUGGAGCAGGACCUGAGCCACUCGGGCUCCUUCCUGGCGCGCUUCGUGGAGGCCAUCCACUACUACUCGGCGCUGUUCGACUCGCUGGACGCGAGCUACGGCGAGGACAGCCCCGAGCGGCACGUCGUGGAGCAGCAGCUGCUGUCGCGGGAGAUCCGCAACGUGCUGGCCGUCGGCGGCCCCGCCCGCACCGGCGACGUCAAGUUCGGCAGCUGGCGCGAGAAGCUCGCGCAGUCCGGGUUCCGCGCCGCCUCGCUCGCCGGCAGCGCCGCCGCGCAGGCGUCGCUGCUGCUCGGAAUGUUCCCCUCCGACGGGUACACGCUGGUGGAGGAGAACGGCGCGCUCAAGCUCGGCUGGAAGGACCUCUGCCUCCUCACCGCGUCGGCAUGGCGCCCCAUCCAGAUGCCGCCGUGCCGUUGAUGAGAGCUGUUGAUUACUACUGCUACUACAACUACUACAGAGCUAAAUCAUUGUUAGUUAAGUUACCCAGUGGUAGAUCUUCUUAUUAAUUACUGCUCCUACUUGAGAGGUUCUGUUCUUCUGCCAGUUCUUUUGCAUCUGUAGCUAGCUGCUCGAUUUGGUUGGUCAUCAGUUCCCCGAGAUAAGAAAGCGAAAACAUUUCUUCUGAUCACUAAUUGCCGGAGUAGAUCCAUUCACAGUGAUAGUUACUGAUGUAAGCUUAAUUUAGUUUAAUGCUAGAUCGAUCUUGUUCAGCUGUGUCCAUCGUUUUGUUCAGCAAAAUGUAUUACCAGUUAGUCCUUGUUGUUAA